AUGGCAGACACCACCAAAGAAAUCGCAGACCUUAAAGCGCUCGUGGAAUCCCUCCGGAAAGAAGUCUCGAAGGUCAGCGGUAAGUUCAAUAACCUAAUUGAUCUUUCCAAAUACUAAGCCCCAAGCAAAGAUGAAGCAGAAAUAAAGAAACUUCAUUUCAAAUACGGAUAUUACUUAGACAAAUGCCUCUACAAAGAAGUGGUUGAUCUUUACUCCAAUGACCCAGAAACUUUCGUCGAAUUUAUUGGGGGUCGCUACCGCAAAAAAGAAGGUGUAAGGCGUCUAUACAUUGACAGAUUUGCCGCUCGUUUCGUCCAAGGACGCAAUGGUCCUGUACACGGUUUCUUACUGGACCACGCUCAGAUGCAAGAUAUUGUCGAUGUAUCUCCAGACGGCAUCCACGCCCAUGCUCGCUUUCGAGCUCUCAUGAGCGCUGGCACCCAUCAAUCAAUCGCCAAGACCCAUCCUCGUGAGUUUGUCCAGUGGUGGGAAGGAGGCCUCUACGAAAAUGAGUAUGUCAAAGAAGACGGGGUCUGGAAAAUCUGGAAAUUGAGAUAUUUCCCCUUUUGGCACGCGGAUUUCGAAAGAGGAUGGAGCAAAAAAGAAGACGGAGAAUUCAUCCCAUUUGACACGUCGACUUUUGCGCAAGGGAAUAUUACGGGCCCUGAUGAGAUUGUGGAGCAGAUGAUGUUGUGGCCUGACACCAGGGUAGUCCCGUUUCAUUAUACGCAUCCAGUCACGGGGAAGCAGAUUGAAGAUGAUGAUCUGAGGGCUCCACAUUGGGGGGAGAAAGUUGAGGAUAGUAAGCCGGCCUUGGUUUUGAACUAA
Hymenoscyphus albidus is the source of this 828-nucleotide messenger RNA. Lineage: Eukaryota; Fungi; Ascomycota; Leotiomycetes; Helotiales; Helotiaceae. The record is from the annotation of a GenBank genome assembly.